AUGAGAAGCAGCCUGACACUGGUGGGGACCCUCUGGGCCUUCCUGUCUCUUGUUACUGCUAUGGCCAGUUCUACCAGUUACUUCCUGCCUUACUGGCUCUUUGGAUCCCAGCUGGGGAAGCCAGUGUCAUUCAGCACAUUCCGGAGGUGCAACUACCCUGUGCGUGGAGAGGGGCACAGUCUGAUCAUGGUAGAAGAGUGUGGGCGCUAUGCCAGCUUCAGUGCCAUCCCAAGCCUUGCCUGGCAGAUGUGCACAGUGGUGACAGGUGUUGGCUGUGCUCUCCUGCUCCUGGUGGCAAUGACUGCAGUCCUGGGCUGCUGCAUGGAGGAGCUUAUCUCCAGAAUGAUGGGACGUUGCAUGGGAGCAGCGCAGUUCGUGGGAGGGCUGCUGAUAAGCUCAGGUUGUGCAUUAUACCCCUUAGGAUGGAAUAGCCCGGAAGUAAUGCAAACAUGUGGGAAUAUCUCCAAUCAAUUUCAGUUAGGUACCUGUAGGCUUGGUUGGGCCUAUUACUGUGCUGGAGGUGGAGCAGCUGCAGCCAUGUUGAUCUGUACCUGGCUCUCUUGCUUUGCUGGAAGAAACCCCAAACCUGUUAUGUUGGUGGAAAGCAUCAUGAGGAACACAAAUUCUUAUGCCAUGGAGCUUGACUACUGCCUCAAGCCUUGA
This is a messenger RNA of Eptesicus fuscus (big brown bat), 663 nucleotides long. RefSeq names its product LHFPL tetraspan subfamily member 1 (gene LHFPL1). NCBI's taxonomy places the organism in Eukaryota, Metazoa, Chordata, Mammalia, Chiroptera, Vespertilionidae. The record is from RefSeq and is a predicted model, not a curated record. Gene Ontology annotation, cellular component: membrane. The transcript is spliced from 3 exons. Bases 1 to 663 code for a protein of 220 amino acids.